Messenger RNA from Abrus precatorius (Indian licorice), 1008 nucleotides. Its product is annotated as peptidyl-tRNA hydrolase 2, mitochondrial. The record is from RefSeq and is a predicted model, not a curated record. Gene Ontology annotation, cellular component: cytosol; mitochondrion. Gene Ontology annotation, molecular function: peptidyl-tRNA hydrolase activity. Lineage: Eukaryota; Viridiplantae; Streptophyta; Magnoliopsida; Fabales; Fabaceae. The transcript has 7 exons. The coding region runs from base 91 to 660 and encodes 189 amino acids.
AAUUGAUCAGAUUCCAAUUGGACCAGUGUGUGCGAAUGCGAUUCUUGCUUUCGUUGUUUCACUCUGAAACCCUAAAUUAUUGAAUCUGAAAUGGAACUAACAUGGCUGAGUGCUAUUCUGGUGGGUGCUGGUUAUCUCGCUUUCGGUUACUUCAUCGGUUCUCAAUAUCCCCCUCGUUUUCUCUUCUCUCAUAGAUUAUUGACUAAACCUAAAGACCAUUCACUUCUCAAUGAUAACGACACUAAGAAGAAGAAUAGCAAGUCCAAACACAAAGACCCGCUUGAGAUUGAACAGCUCGCUGACAUUCUCGAUGAUUUUAAGAUGAUACUUGUUGUCAGGAAUGAUCUUAAAAUGGGUAAAGGAAAGAUUGCUGCUCAAUGCAGUCAUGCAACGUUGGGUCUCUAUAAAAAGCUCCUUUAUCGGGCACCAAAAGCUUUGAGUAGGUGGGAGAUGUCUGCGCAGCCUAAGGUUGUUGUCAAAAUUGAAAGUGAAGAAGAUAUGUUGGCUUUGCAAGAAAGGGCUAAAUCUCUGAAGUUACCCUCCCAUAUCACAAUCGAUGCUGGGAGGACACAAAUUGCACCAAAUUCCAGAACGGUGAUGGCAAUUCUUGGACCUGUUGAAGUGGUAGAUGAGGUAACAGGUGGACUGAAGCUUCUAUAAUUGUGUCCAAUCAAGAUGGUCUAUUGAAUUGUUUACCAUUAACCCCUGAACGUUUCACGAAGGAUAACAGAUUGAGCAAUAUUAGAACUUCCCGUGAAGAUUUGCCAUGUUCUUUGCCCACAAAAAGAAUUGCAUAUAAUCUUUAAAUGACAGUAAUGAUGAUGACGAUGAUGACAUUUCUUUGGAGACACUCACCAACAAAAACUGGAAUGGCGUGCAAUUCUGUUUGUAUGAGAUAUUUUCGGGUGAUUCAGGGUUUGUUGCCCAAAUUUUUUAUUCACGGUGCUACCAUGAUUGGUUUUGGAAGGCAUAUGAAUAUUUUCAGCCAUCGAUAAUAAAAUUAGUAUU